This is a messenger RNA of Numida meleagris (helmeted guineafowl), 4398 nucleotides long. It is a transcript of the gene S100A1, whose product is annotated as S100 calcium binding protein A1. Gene Ontology annotation, cellular component: sarcoplasmic reticulum. Gene Ontology annotation, molecular function: S100 protein binding; calcium ion binding. The record is from RefSeq and is a predicted model, not a curated record. Gene Ontology annotation, biological process: regulation of heart contraction. The coding region runs from base 1275 to 1793 and encodes 172 amino acids. Lineage: Eukaryota; Metazoa; Chordata; Aves; Galliformes; Numididae. The transcript has 4 exons.
GGCAGUCCCGCAGCAGCUGUGCAGGCGACGUGGUGCCAGGGCCAGGCAGUCCCGGAAGGGGGGGCCGCAUCCUGCCCACCACCGAGAAGGGGACGGGGGUGCCACCGCCACCAGCUCCCGCACAGACACUGCCACGUGAGUGACACUGGGGUCUGCUCCCCACGUCGGGCUGCUCGCAGCCUUCCCCCAACGCCCUGGGCCCUGUCCCUGCCCUGUGCAGGCUGCUGGGUCUGAAUGGGACCUGAAAACAGGAGUGUGUCCUGGAGUGACGCAGCGCCUGUGCUUCCCCCUGGGACCCCCCUCUCCAUCCAGACCCCUGCAUCCACCCGGGUCCCCCAGUUCCAACUGGAGUUCUCACCUCCAUCCAGACCCCCUCUGUAGCCACCCCAGCUGCUCCAGGUGCAGGACAGGGGCAGAUCCCCCAGAAUCCUGCAAUUCACCCCAAAUCCUCCCCCCCAAGGCUCUGCAUCCUCAGGACAGGGUCAGGACCCCCACGGGGUCGGGGUGGCACGGUUGGGGGGAUGUUGGCUCGGGGGGGUCUCCACACUGCAGCAUUACUCAACCACAGAGACGGGAAGUGCGGAAAGUGGAAACAGAGGGAGCAGGAUAUAAUUAGACCCAAAUUAGGAUUGGAAUCUGGGAUAAAGAGUCCGGCACCACCCAGCUCUUUUGAAAACACCACAGCCCAUCACCCAGCAGCCCCCUGCACCGGCGACGAUCCUGGCUGCCCCAGUUUGGGGGCUCAGUGCCGCUUUGGGGGGGACACCCGGGGACGGGGAGGAGCAGUGGGCACGGCCGGGCGGCGCGGAUGCUGGGCCGUAAUGAGAGCUGGGAUUAUCAGCACGGCCGGGAAUCUGGUUUCUUUGGCCGCACCGUUGCUGAGGCAACCUUCGGGCAAGGAUUGUGGGGCUUUUUUAAUGGGACAAGGGCCUUUCUGUGCGCAGGGAGCGGGGGGCCCGCGCUCUGUCACCUGAUAGCCCCCGCCAGUUCCCCCCGCCGGCUCCGAGGACACCGGAUACCCGCACACAUCGGCUGCUGAGGAAGGAUGGGGCCAGAUCCAUCCCACACCGCAGCGCUGACAGAUGGGGGAUGCCCAAUGGGUCACACCUGGGGUCACAGUCUGACCCCUGGCCAGCCCCACUGCCCACCUCGUCCCCAGCAUCCCACAGCUGCUCAUCCCAUGGGGCUGCAGUGGUGGCACAAAGGGAUGCGCGAGGUCAUGGGGGAGACAUGGAGCACCCCAAAGUGCCCCCUAAGCACCAGCAGGGCUGGAAAUGCUCCUCGACGUCCUCCAGGUGUGGGGUGAGCAGUGGGGCCGGAGGGACGUCCCCACAUCCCAGCCCCAGCGAAGUCAGCGCGGGGCGUCCCAGCGGUGCCAGCCCGGCUGUCCAGCCCCGGUAUCGGAUCCUCCCGGAGGGAGGGGGCCUGGAGCUUAUUUAACAUCCCCGGGCAGCCCAGCCCAGCAUUCGGUGCGGCGGGGAGCUCAGGUGCCUCCCGCAGCCGGGGCCAUGGCGUCGCAGCUGGAAGGGGCCAUGGAGACGCUCAUCAAUGUCUUCCAUCACUACUCGGGCAAAGAGGGGGACAAGUACAAGCUGAGCAAGAAGGAGCUGAAGGAGCUGCUGCAGAGCGAGCUGGGCUGCUUCCUGGAGACCCAGAAGGACACAGGGGCUGUGGAGAAGAUCAUGCAGGACCUGGACGAGAACGGCGACGGGGAGGUGGACUUCCAGGAGUACGUGGUUCUGGUGGCUGCCCUCACCGUGGCCUGCAACACCUUCUUCUGGGAGAACGCCUGAGCGAGGCCGCAGCCCCGCAGCACCCAACCAUGGCACCCCUAAAGGCAGAGCCCCCCCUCGCCCCCCACUCACCCCCCGCUCCCCGUGCACCCGGGGGUCCCGUAGGGACCCAGCUCCGCAAUAAAGGCAUUGACCCUGCCAGCGGCGUUGUGUCAGCUCCUUCAUCCGCGGGGGGGGGGGGGGGGGGGGGUGAUUUCUGCUCACGUCACCCCGGGGUCACCCAUCGGCCCCGCAUCCCCGGGGCUGAGCACCCCCAGGAGGGUGACCCCGGCCUGUGUGGAGGGUGGGCUGUGGGGCGCCGGGGGGCAGCCGUGGGCCGGGAGGCAUCGUCCCCAUGGAGACACGAGGCGCUGCGCCAGGCGGGGCAGGAGGAACCGGUUCUGAUCUCGUCUCCCCGCACCGGGCUGCGCAGGGCCACCAGCGCCAUCGUCUGCCGGGCCGGGGCCUGCCCCAGCGCCUCGCAACGCGCUGAGCCCACAGACCGCUGCCAGGCCACCGGCCUACGGAGCCCACAUGCCCAACCUGGCCACGGGGGUGACAGAGGGCCCGUGAGGCCUUCCAAACGUCUCCGCCCAACCGGACCGGGUGGCCUCCGCAGGCCCAGCCCCGGCCGCGGGGCUCAAUCUCCCGCACGCCGCCACGCACAGAGGAAAAGCGCUGAGCCCGCACGGAGCACGGCUAGGCCGCAGCCAUAGCCCCGCCCACCGCAACCAUAGCCCCGCCCACCGCAACCAUAGCCCCGCCCACCGCGCCCUGAGUGCCCAAUGGCAGAGGAGGUAGUUAGCGCGUCAGAGCCGCUCCGCCCAAUAGCGGAAAGCGUGGCGCUCUCCCCGCGCUGCGCCUGCGCGCCGCCAUUUUGGCUGGCUGUUCUCUGGGCGGCGGGAGGAGGGCGGGCGUUGCGGCCGCCGCCGCCAUUUUGUCGCGGGUGCUCGAGUGCGGCGGGAGCUGGGCGGAGGGCGGCGGAGCUUAGCCCUGGCCGCACUGCCGCUAGUAUCCAGCAGUCAGCCCCACCGGAGACCUGGCGACCGUCUGCUUCGAUUCUGUUGAUCUGAAGAUGGCUGCACAGUCAGCACCGAAGGUUGUGCUAAAGAGCACCACCAAGAUGUCUCUGAACGAGCGGUGAGGAAGCCAACAGCAGCUUCAGCUCAUAAGAAAAAAAUUUUUAUUUAAUUAUCACUGUCCGGUGUCCAAAAAGCCAACGUGGUUUCUGCCCUCUUUUAACCUCACUAAAACGAGCAGAUGGCUAUGCACCUCUGUCUUAAACUGCAACAGAUGUGGUACGCAAGGUUAAAAGGGCAAUUGUUUCGGAGCAAUUUGUCCGUAGCCGUUAAAAUUAAGCUAUUCGACACGUAAAUGUGGCGGGAUGUGUUGUAAACAAAAAGAGAGGAAACCCCACGCCCUCCCUUUUUUUCUUCCACACGUUUUUACAUUUAUCUAGUUGACGCUGCAGUACGGUAGCAUGUUACCAAAGCUGCAGCAGGCUUGCUGCUUUGUCCGAGGCGGACACACGUGCAUGUGGUCUGGCCUGUAAGAGGCGUGCAGCAGGUCGCUAAACGAGCCCGAAGGCCCCGUAACAACGUUUUGGGCCUUGUAAGAGGCAAACGCUUUGCUUCAUCUCCAUCUCUCUUUUUCUCGAUGCUGAUUUCUUUCCCUCUUUUUUUUUUUUUUUUCUGUUGAGUGUUCUGUUUUGUUUUUUUUUUUUUUUCUCCACGCCGUCGAGCUUUUGCAGUUCUGCAGUGACAACUAACGGCGAUGCUGCGGUUACGUUUUGCUUUCUUGCUGCUGGCUCUUGGUUGAACGAUGUUGAUAGCAUUGAGGCAGGUUAAAAUAGAGCUGUUUGCAUGCAGUUCCUGCUCUGGCACGUGUUGCAGCGUGAGCUGGCCUGAGCCGGUGGUUGGAGCUUCUUCCAGAGAAGGCAGGUGCUGAGGUGCAGUGCUGGGAAGGUUGCUGGCCUGGUUGGUUCUGGUCAGUCCAAAUUCCUGGAGGUGUUUUCCUGUUUUGUACAGCUCCUGGGACACAGGAGGCAGCUGAUGGGCUGCUGCUAACGAUGCUUACCAUCUUGCUGUGUGUUCUGCUCCAGCGUGGCUCUUAAAGGCAGAAGAGUCUUCACGCACCACGGGUAGAACAGUUCACUUGGUACUUAAAGUGAGCGUGCUCGGGUGGUGGCAGCAGCGCUGGGCUGAGCCAGAGGCAUAUCAGUCUGUUCCCAAGGCGAAAUUUUCUCUAAGCCUCUCUGGUGGUGUUGAGCUUUUGUCAGGUUUCUCAGGUCUUUGAGGGCUAACGUAGCUUUUGCAGUCCGGUUUCGCUCCGCUUUUCUGCGAUGUCCUCUUCCAUCUGUCAUCAACAUCUCUGCUUAUCGCUUGUUUUCAUUCCUUCUUCCAUUUCUAAAAUCAGUAACCUAAAGCUUUUAUCACUUCUGAAUUAAUAUACAACAUCAUUCCUGAGUUUCCAGUUCUUGCACACUUGUGGAAAACAAGGAAUAUGUAAUUACACAUGCCGUGACCUAAGUACCACUCUUUACGUAAGGUUCAUGGGAUCUGGAGAUCCAAUCUUGAGAACCAUGAAAUGCCAAUAAAUGUAUGUAAUAAAGCUUUAUUUAAACACC